AUGAUUGAUUCAAAUUGCUAUCAAGCUUUUAACGGAUUAGGAAAACUUUUCUUCGGAGAAAAAAGAAAUGAAGAAGCUAUUAAAUAUUUAAACAAAACAAUUAACUCUCUCACCUGUUAGCAAGCAAGCCAUUAGAAAAAUCCUUGUUUUUUGGGUAAAAACCCCUUUGUAAGUGAACAAAGGAAUUUUAAUUUAUAAAUAUUUAAUAUAUAAGUUCUUGAACGAAUGAUUCUAUUUUAAACAGCUUAUAUUCUAAAACAUAAAUUUUAUAUUAAAUUACUAUUUUUGCAAAUAGGUAUUUUUAAAAAUUUUUUACUAUUUUUUUUGAUCACUGGGAGUAAGGUUAAUCCUUAUUAUUCCUGAAGCCAUAGCAAUAAAGGAACAGUAUUGUUUUCGUUAAAUAAUAAGAAAGAAGCUGUAGAGUCUUGAAAUCUUGCUAUAUCAUGCUCAGCUGAUUAUUAUCUGAUUUAUAUAUUAAAAAAUAUUUUCUUUGCACAUAAAGAUCUAUAAAUUUUCAAAAUAAUUAAUUCAGGUUUAUAUAUAAAAACUUGACCAGAAUAAUCAUCUUGCUUAUAAUAACUUAGGAUACUAUUUUUAUACCUAAAUAAUAGAAUCUUUUAUUAUUAGCGAUUUUUUUACUAUAGUUAACUACACUGACUGGCACGGGGUGCUUUUGGCUCGAAACUGAGCCAAAAGCACUCCGUGCCAGUCAGUGUAGUUCACUAUACAAAUUUCGGCAUAAUUUUAGGCUUUCAUUUGCUCUGAAUCAGAAUAUAAAAAAGGGAGGCUUGAAGAUGCAAUCAGCAACUAUAGUGAAGCUAUCAGAAGUAAUCCUGAUUAUAUCUGUGCAUAUAUUAAUAAAGGAGUGUCUUUUACUCCCCCUCCGUGAGCAAACGAAACCAUUGGAAAAAUCCCUCUUUUGCCCAAAACCACCUGCGGCAGCGUGCAAAAAUUUUUUAUUGAAAAAACAAACUAUAAUUAUUAUCAUGAAAUCUCUAGCUAAUUCUGCUUAAUUUUAAGCAGCUUGCAUUUUAAAACAUAAAUUUUGUAUAUUAAAUUAGCUUUUACUUGCCAAUUUUUACAAUUGGAAAUUUUUAAAUUUUGGAAAAAAAAAAUUUAGAAAUUUAUAUAUAAUUUUUUUGGUUUAUCACGUUAAGGGGGACUUAAUAAAAAAGGAAAAUAUGAUGAUGCUAUAGAAUACUACACCAAUGCCAUAAGAGUUGAUCCAAAUAAUAAAUAAAAAAUGGUGGCAUUCCCUUAAUAUUAAUUAAAAAAAUUAAUUGCAUUCUAAAUAAGCAAGUUCUUUGGCAGACAUUCCCUAUUUAUAUAGCAGCAAAUAAGUUGCUGAUAAUUAAUAUAAAAAUAAUCCAAAUUAUGAUCCUGCCUAUUAUAGUAUAGGGUGCAUAUUAUUAGAUAAUAAGAAACAUGAAGAGUCGAUAAAAUAUUUUUAUGGUGCCAUUUCUAUCAAGCCUACAAAUCCAACGUAUUAUCAAACCUUAGCAAUUGCUCUUGAAGAAAUUGGAAGAAAAGAAGAAGCUAUGGAAUGCUAUAAUAAAGCUAUUGAAUCUAAGAAUAAUUAA
Molecule: messenger RNA, 1580 nt
Organism: Blepharisma stoltei
Lineage: Eukaryota; Ciliophora; Heterotrichea; Heterotrichida; Blepharismidae
Source: the annotation of a GenBank genome assembly